Messenger RNA from Lottia gigantea (owl limpet), 987 nucleotides. RefSeq lists its product as hypothetical. NCBI's taxonomy places the organism in Eukaryota, Metazoa, Mollusca, Gastropoda, Lottiidae. The transcript has 3 exons. The record is from RefSeq and is a predicted model, not a curated record. The coding region runs from base 87 to 437 and encodes 116 amino acids.
AUGUGACUUCCGCUCACCUUCUGAAGUUUAGAUGAAAAAAGGUCACUUCUAAUAUUUCGUAAAUCUAGAUCGAAACUACCGACAAUAUGAUGCUGUCAAGAGCGAUUCCAAGGGCAACCUCUUUACUGCCCCGAGCUGUAUCAACCAUCUCAUUGAGACAUGGCAGCGCUGGGGGAAAAUCUGAUUUAGAGAUCCUAGUGGAAUCAAAGAGACACAUGGAUUUUAGGCCGAUUCCUACCAAAGCCUGGUCAGAGACCUAUAAUGAAGCACAGAAAGUCAUGAACACUAAAUUAUAUUUAAGCAUUGCAGCUAUUAUAGUUGUGUCAAUUGCAUCGUACAAGUUGGAUGUUUUCCUAGUAGCACCAUUCAUGUUUAAGAAUUCUGACCUGAUUUUAACAGAAGAUAUGAAACUCAAUAACUAUGAUGAAGAGGAGUGAUAUAUUUAUAUUUAGAACCAAUUUUGUUAUAAUAUGAUCUAGUAAAAACUUUAAAAGUCAAUACUUUUUUUGAGUGCUCAUUCUCUGAAAACACCUGAUGCUUCAUGCAGUUGGGAUUGUCAACUAGAUAUCCCCUUCUGAAAGUCCACAAACCUGAUAUUGUUACAUGAUAGAGUGAACAUUUUUAAAGUCAAAGAUCUUUAUAGAGUGAGACAGGGUAGGGUAUGCUACUAAAACAUUUGACACUAUUAUGUCUGGGAUUGUUAACUUGACAUUUUUUCCCAAGAGUCCACAUCCCCGAUAUUGUUAAUUUGGUAUAUUUAUUCUAGAAUGGCAAAAUUGUUUUUGAAACUUGACGAGAGCCAUAGAUGCAGGCACACGAACAGUCUUCGUCCCUGUUUUUUUCACUGACUGUCUACAGUCAUACGAGGAAAUAAAUCUUCAGUCAGUCAUUUUGUACUACAUAUCGAUAAUCAUGAGUGGAGCAUGAAAUUAAAGAAAAUUAAUCUGAUUUGAUGAUGAUGCUCAAUAAAAACUAUUGGAGACAAUG